Molecule: messenger RNA, 3807 nt
Organism: Cydia pomonella (codling moth)
Lineage: Eukaryota; Metazoa; Arthropoda; Insecta; Lepidoptera; Tortricidae
Gene: serpin-6
Product: serine protease inhibitor 88Ea-like
Exons: 8
Coding region: 307-1542 (411 amino acids)
Molecular function (GO): serine-type endopeptidase inhibitor activity
Source: RefSeq, a predicted model, not a curated record
CUUUACCUGGUUGAAUUGUCAGAAGUGGCUCUGCAAACGCAUACCUACCAGUUUAACAACACUAACAUAAAAGAGGAUAGCGACUGGCCCUCAUUCAGUCAGGCUUCGAGUCUCUCCACGAACCGACGUAGCGCGCCGCUGGCGACAACACACACCACUCGAAAUUCUGUUUAAAACUCAUAUUAUUUUAAUUUAGUGACCAUAUACCACGUCCGUUCAGGCAAACCGCAGUUAGGCAACCAGACGACGAACGAGUUUCCAAAAUACCAUUUGUGCUUGCCAUAAGGAUUUCACGGACGAUCCAACAUGUUCAAAAUAGUAGCCCUCGGGUUGCUUAUAAUUGCGACGGUGACUGGUCAAUGCUUCUAUAAAGAUGAUUCAGCUAAGAAACUGGACCCUGAGGCUCGCACGUCUCUUUAUAGGGGCCAAUUGGAGUUCACCCUAAAUUUGUUUAACUCCAUUAAUGACGCGUAUCCCACCGACAAUAUAUUCUUUUCGCCUUUCUCAGUAUACCACUCUCUACUGCUAGCUUACUUUUCUGCUGGGGGCCAGACGGAAGCGUCUCUGAAGGAGUCACUACAGAUAGAAAAAUCUUUGGAUAAAAUCAAUUUGAUAUCAGCAUACAAGGUAGACCGCCGGUCCCGCUUGACGAAUAACAACAGCGCCAGCUAUGAGUUCAACAGCGCCAACAAAAUGUUCAUCGAUGAAACGCUCGACGUCAGGCAGUGCUUGCUCGACAUCUUCGAGGACGAACUAGAGAGACUUAAUUUCCACGAAACGCCCUCGGAAGCACGCGAGCACAUUAACAAGUGGGUGGCCGCGGCGACGAAGAACCAUAUCCAGGCGUUGAUCCCGGAGGACGGCAUCACGCACACCACGAAGCUGGUGCUCGCCAACGCCGCCUACUUCAAAGGCGUCUGGGCCUCUAAAUUCCCCGCAGAAAGGACAAAGAAAGAGGCUUUCUUUGUUUCUGAAACUCGUCAAACGCUGGUACCGUUUAUGAAGCAGAAAGGCACUUUCCAUUUCAUGGUGAGCGAAGACCUCGGUGCACAGAUUCUGGAGCUGCCCUACAAAGGCAACGACAUCAGCAUGUACAUCCUCCUGCCGCCCUACUCUAUGAAGGAAGGUGUGAAGAACAUCAUAGCCAACCUGACACCCGAGCGACUAGCCGCCGUAGUGGAGGAAAGCUACAUGGGCCGCGAGGUCAUCGUCGAGAUCCCCAAGUUCACCGUUGAGAAGAGCCUGCCCCUGAGGCCAAUCUUGCAGUCUCUGGGAGUAGGCGACUUGUUCAACAGCACCUCCGACUUCACGACGCUGACGGAGGACCAAGUCAGCUUCGACGAUGCCGUCCACAAGGCCAAGAUCCAAAUCGAUGAAGAAGGAACCGUGGCUGCAGCGGCAACGGCCAUCUUCGGGUUCCGGUCAUCGCGGCCCGCGGAGCCCACCCGCUUCGUGGCCAACUUCCCCUUCGUGUACCUCGUGUACGAGCGGCCCACCAACUCUGUCCUCUUCAUGGGCGUCUACAGGGACCCUAAGAAGUAAACAACACACUUGGUACAAAAGUGUUUAUUUUUGCGUUUUUUAGACCUAUAACUAGUAACUAUUUCAUUUUUAUACUCAAUUAAUGAGCUCUAUGCUGUAGAUAUGCAUGGUGUUUUUCCAACCACUUGCAAUUGAACUAACCAUGAUAUUGUGAAAUAAAUGUAUGUUCCAUAGUAAACUUCGAGGUUUAAUCGGCGGACAUUAUUUUGUAUUUUUUUGCUGAUAUUGGGUUGGUUCAUAUCUAUUUUUAAUACCAGGCGUUGGAAUUACGCACUGUGUUUUAGCAGCACACUGUACUGUUUAUCACCAACAUAAAUUAUACAGAAUGAUUUCUGGGUCGUGAUCCAGAACCACUUUUUCUAAAUCUAUAAAUGAUUCACAUUAUCAUACGGUAGUAUUUGAUUUAAAGAUAAUUAGUUUAAUUUUUAUUAUUUAUCAAGUAAAAUUAAUCUUAUAUGAAGUAAUCAUGGUCACCCUAUGACUUUUGACAUACGCUGUAUGGAUAGCGACAAUACGUUACAUUGAAGUAGGGUGACCAAAUAGUAUGCAAAAAUGUUUUUUUCUACUUGUCAUCUGAAAAAUAAUCAUAAUUAUUGGUGAUAAGAUAAUAAAUAAUGAGCAACAUCAUUAGAUUUAUCUUUGAGUUAUGUGUGAUGUCUUGUUUUCUUGCUCCACGACCCCGAAAUCACCCUGUAUAAUCUGUUUUUCUAGUAAAGAAUCAGGAAAAAAUGCUAUGAAUGUUCAGAAUAUAAAUAAUGAAUAAAGUAUAGUGCCACUAGUGUUGGUAAAACUCCUGUACCGUCUAGACUUAUUUAGGCAUCAUAUUAACACUAUUUCGACUACGCUGUCAGGAAUUUGCAAUCAGACCAGUGAUUUAUCUUCCUUAUUAAUUAGAUACAUCUGCAUUAAAGUCUGCAUAGACGUGUGAUCCAUGGCAGAGUCAUUAUUAUCCACAGUAUGAAAAUACUCGCAAUAGCACCAUUACAGUAUUUAUCAAACUCGAAGGGUAGGCUGACACAUGUCAAAAAGCAAUUAUAGGGUUGUGAAUGUGUCAGUGGAAACUAGAAACAAUUUGUUACGAUUCUUGAUUAAAUCUGCAAAGGUAAUAUAAUUCUAUUGAGUUCCGUUUUACGUAAUGAAACUCAACGAUAUUAAAAUUUAUCUUUUUAUUUUUAUAACAUAAUAUAUAUUUUGGUGAUUUGUGUCUGUUAUAACGAGAUAUUCCAAGCUACGAAGAUAUGUAUUUUGUCCUAUUGGGAUUCGAGUUAUUUUUGUUAAAAAAGGACUGGUCUAAAAUGUUAAUGGCAUGGAAAAAAAACAUAUGUCACCCUAAUUUAACGUUUGAAAAAAACUAUACCGGGUCGUAUUUUAAAAUAGUUAACCUACAUUUGUGUAGAGUUAAUGAUUAUAAUGAUAAUAGAUGUACAGAGAUUGAAACACGUAAGUUCCUUUUUCUGUGUAUUGUCACUAAGACAAAAGACAUUAAGGUACAGGUAUAUAUAUUUCAAUGUUCUUGUAUGUACUCUGGGGCCGGAUAGACAUCUACGAUAAAUACGUUCUCGUAAAGACUAUUAGCAGAGUUAGGCAAAAAAAUACAUAGUUUCACUUUAUUCUUAAUCACAUCAAUUUGAUUGCGAAUCCAAUGACAUUCCAAAUAGAUUGAAUUCGCUAUGAUGAAAUAAACUCAUAUAGUUCCUAGGCUAAUACAUUAAUUAAUAAUACUUACAUAUAUACCUUGUAGUAACUCAUUUAAAGGAGAUAAUUCAAUCAGAAAUAGUUCAAUCAAAUUAAAUAAUCACAAUUGGAUUUAGUUGAGUGGCGAAUCUUUAGUUUCAUUCAGUACCUAUCGGUAACGAUUAAUUACUCAAGAAAUACUUUGAUUGAAUUUCAUUUCGAUUUAAUCUUAAUCACGAGUGCCCAAUUCUGACUACUAGAUAAUAUUAAUAACCUAUCGCUGUGACAUACAUGUUUAUAAGCCUACAGAUCGAGAAAGGAAGAAAAGACUUUAUAUCCGAGAAUAUAGCCACGAUUUUUACCUACAACUCCGUUAGAUACAACUUACUUCCUGAUUUCUACAAAAUUUGUAGAGUGACUAAUUCUCGUCAUCUAGUUUAAACGAAUAAAAAAACUAAUUUCUUAGUUGUAUUAGGAAUGUAAUUAAUAAUAUAGGUAGUUUUAAGUUUUAUUAUGUAUACCAUUAUUUGUAAUGAGUAAGAAUUCAGGUGAGACGUAAGUUUAAUGUAAAAAUAAUUUAUUGGAAAUUAA